UAUACAGUGACUGAAGACAGGUUUUAUGACAAUCGUAUCCUGGUCACAAAGUUAUUUCACAUUCAACAAAUGAGAAUCAUGAUAACAGGCUCUGAUAAUGAACGCGACGUGUCAGAAGUCAAUGCAUUUUACACUGAUUUCUUCCACAAAAUACGGGUAUAUGCUGGCAUUCUUCAGCCGCCGGUGUUCUCAUUAAUAUUUCCAGA
Messenger RNA from Candidula unifasciata, 206 nucleotides. The record is from the annotation of a GenBank genome assembly. Lineage: Eukaryota; Metazoa; Mollusca; Gastropoda; Stylommatophora; Geomitridae.